AUGGAUUUAUUGGACAUGUCGUCUCCCUCGCCUUCCCAGCUCAGCCAUGCUCCGGUAAACUUUCUCUUAAUCGAAUCAGUGUACGAGGAGCAAAGUACCCCCGACGCAUCUUCUCAAAUAUUACGCAAAAACUCCAUUAUCCCCAUCUUCCAAGAGGGCAGCAUUCCCAACAACUCUGGCGGCAAACUCAUAACGUUCGGAAGGUCUCCUAAGAGCACUUUCCAAUUAACCAACCCUGCUGUUUCUCUUCACCACUGUGUAAUGUGGUGUAUUCAGUUUGAUGAAUCUAACACCCAAACUCAACCAUUAGUUUAUCUCUGGGAUAAAGGUUCUUUAAAUGGGACCUAUGUAAAUGAUAAAGUUAUAACGAAGGGCCAAAUAGUUUUAUUGGAAGACAACGACGUGGUUGAAAUCGAAAGGGGAACAAAAUUUGUCUUUUCAAGUUGGGUAGCUCCAGCCAUGACUAGACCCCUCCUUCCCCAAAACCAUCAGAAGGAACCAACAAUUCCAAACUGGGAGGUAUCUAAACGGGUUCUUGGGACUGGGGCGUUUGGGAGUGUGUACCUAGCUAAGAGAUUGAAGAAUACAGACAAAAACAAAGACAAAUUCUUGUACGCGGUUAAAGUUAUCCCAGUCAGGACGGAGACGGCGAAAAUACCAGCACUUCUGUUAGAAGCUCAGAUCCUUUCCAAGCUAGACCACCCUAAUGUCAUACGCGUCCAUGAAGCAGUAACACGAAACGGCAACUUCUACAUUUUUCAGGAUCUCAUCUGUGGAGGAGACCUAUUCUCCUAUCUCGUCCAGGGAGACAGCCUCGUGCCACUCCCGGAAUCAGAAUGCCUUGUUAUAACGUACCAAAUCUUAUUGGCAUUGAAAUAUCUCCAGGACAACAACAUUGCUCAUCGAGACUUGAAGUUGGACAACAUUUUGCUAGCUACUCCCGAGCCUUGUACAAGAGUGGUGUUGGCCGAUUUUGGAAUUGCGAGAUACACCAGCCCUCCAGCUGGACUGCUGAGCCUGACUACAAGACCGCAGAGAAUGCACACGAUUGUUGGCACCCCCGAGUAUAGCGCCCCUGAAGUGGGAUUCUUGGGUAGAUUCAGGUCCUCCGAGCUGGAUGAGUUAGAGACAAGCACCAAUUCGGAAGGGUAUGAUUUUCGAUGCGAUAUGUGGUCGGUAGGCGUGAUCGUCCAUAUCAUAUUGAGCGGGAUUUCUCCAUUCUACGAGAAUGGUGACGAGCUACGAAUGGUGCAGUCAGCAUCCGUCGGAGAGCUAAAAUACCUACUGCAAAACAGCCCCAAACACUGGGGAAGCGUUUCAGAGGACGCAAAGGCCUUUGUCAGGAAGUUGUUAAGGGUAAACCCGGAGGAGCGCCAUACGUGUGCCUCAGGCAUGGGGCUGCAAUGGGUUUCUGGCCAUGAGAAGCUUUUGCGGUAUAUCUACCACGAAGUAAUCUUGAAGCGGUUUCCAUGA
This is a messenger RNA of Babjeviella inositovora NRRL Y-12698, 1473 nucleotides long. Its product is annotated as serine/threonine protein kinase. Gene Ontology annotation, biological process: protein phosphorylation. The transcript has 3 exons. The record is from RefSeq and is a predicted model, not a curated record. Lineage: Eukaryota; Fungi; Ascomycota; Pichiomycetes; Serinales. Gene Ontology annotation, molecular function: protein kinase activity; protein binding; ATP binding. The coding region runs from base 1 to 1473 and encodes 490 amino acids.